AUGGGCAUAAAGUUGAGCUUGGGUUUUAUGAAGGAGAAAUCAAGAGAAUUAUGUGUUUUGGGACGAAGGGAGAUCACCGAGCGGAAGGGUGGGAGAGGGAGAAAGGGCGGAGAAAGGAUGGAAGGAAAAGCGCAUGUGGAAGAAGGUUUAGCAGGCAUGGAAGAUAUUGUAGGCAUGAGGGCAAUAUGUGAAAGCGAUGGUCCUAGUCAAACUGAGUGGAAAAGCACGGAACUUGCGGGAAAUAUAGAGGCUUGGGGUGGAUCCGAGGUUGUCGGGAAAGUGAGUGGCAAUCAGGAGGAUACGAAAAGAGAAACGGAAAACGGUGGUAGUAAAAAGAAUGCAGACGUUGAUGAUCUGAACUAG
Sclerotinia sclerotiorum 1980 UF-70 is the source of this 363-nucleotide messenger RNA. RefSeq lists its product with no specific name. Bases 1 to 363 code for a protein of 120 amino acids. Lineage: Eukaryota; Fungi; Ascomycota; Leotiomycetes; Helotiales; Sclerotiniaceae. The record is from RefSeq and is a predicted model, not a curated record. The transcript is spliced from 2 exons.